AAUGCUUCGUCGUUGGUAUACCUUGAGAGACAAGGUCACAUAAUGACCUUGGCAAAUCAAACGUAUGUAUCCUAUAAUCUAGAAUGGUAAAGGCUAUUGCAUUCCCCUUGAGGCCCUUUACCAUCAAAAUAAUUUUCCUGGCGUGUAUUCUUUUACUGUCCUUGCAGCUGAUAUUUUUUUAUUCCUCGAGUAUUGACGUUGCCAAUUUAGUUGGUCGAAUAGGCAAUUCCAAAGGUGUGAUCAGCGGUGAUAAACAUGCUCCCGUUGAUCGAUCGGAGGCAUUUGGUGAUAUGGGUCGUGCAGUUGUUAUACCUGCAUCAUUACAAGCAGAAUCGAAACGGACAUUCCAUGUGAAUGAAUUUAAUCUGGUUGCUAGCGAUUUAAUUGGUCUUCAUCGUAAUUUAAAUGAUUUUCGUCAUGCCAGUUGUCCACGUGUUAUACCUUUGGGCAAAUUGAUCCCCUACAAAACCAGUGUCAUCAUUGUAUUUCAUAAUGAAGCUUGGUCAACAUUAUUACGUACUGUACAUUCUGUUCUUGACCGUACACCAUCAGAAAUACUUGAAGAGAUUAUUCUUGUCGAUGAUGCUAGUACUCAAGAACAUUUAGGUCAACAAUUAGAUAGUUAUGUAAACAAGUUAAAUCAACAUGUACACGUUGAACGAAUGCAUAAUCGUAGUGGACUUAUACGUGCAAGAUUACAAGGCGCAAAAAUUGCUAAAGGCAAAACAUUAACAUUUUUAGAUGCACAUUGUGAAGUAACUGUUGGUUGGUUAGAAACACUACUUGUACAUAUUUCUGAGAAUCCUAAACGUAUAGUCUGUCCUAUUAUUGAUGUUAUUAAUCAUGAUACAUUUGAAUAUCUACUUGGUUCUGAUCGUACAUGGGGUUCUUUCGAUUGGCAUUUCAGUUUUCAUUGGGAAAGUGUUGGUGACAGAGAGAUUGAUAGACUUGAUGAUGAUCACAGUAAACCGCUGAGAACUCCUACUAUGGCUGGUGGUCUAUUCACUAUUGUACGAGAUUAUUUUUAUGAGCUUGGCGCUUAUGAUGAAGGUAUGGAGAUAUGGGGUGGUGAAAAUAUUGAAUUAUCAUUUCGUGUAUGGCAAUGUGGAGGUGAAUUGUUGAUUGAUCCAUGCAGUCGUGUUGGACAUGUGUUUCGUAAGUCAUCACCGUACACUUGGCCUGGUGGUGUUAGUAAUAUAUUAUACAAGAAUUUCGUACGAACUGCUCUAGUCUGGUUGGAUCAGUAUAGUCGAUUCUAUUUUAUGAUGAAUCCGUCUGCCUUGGCAGUUGAUUUUGGAAAUAUUACUGAACGCAAAGAACUUCGCCGACGACUGGAUUGUAAAAGUUUCCGCUGGUAUUUAGAGAAUAUUUAUCCUGAAUCACCUGUUCCAAUUGAUGUUUUACGACUUGGUGAAAUUCGUCACACGAAAACUGGUUAUUGUUUAGAUUCACUUGGUCAUAAAGUCGGUGAAUAUGUUGGUAUAAGCCGAUGUCAUGGACAAGGUGGUAAUCAAGUAUUUGCAAUAACUGAAAGUGGUGCAAUUCGUGUUUACAUUGGCUGUAUAGAUGGUGGAGAUAAAAGGAAUACAGGAACUGGAAAGUUAAUAUUUCAUAGGUGUUCAAGUGACAAUUUCGGUCAGGUAUUUGAAAUAUCUGAUAAGAAACUUGACGUAUCGCUAAAUACAUUCCCGACAGCCUGGUGUAGACUGUCAUCAAUACCUACCUGCUGUCGGACGAUCUACUAGGUCAGGUGACCAACUGGAAAGGAUAAGGAACAAGGAACUCUGAUAGUCAGUGAAUCAACUAAGAAUCUGUUACUUCACAGUCGUGCAGAAGGAAAUGGAGAUUGAUUGGUUACUUUGUGGUGUUGGCCUUUGAGUGGAACCCUAAUGCAAAGUGACAAAUCGGGUGAAUGGAAAGAGAUCAUGUAAGAGGAGAUGAAAGCUUGUGUUUAGCGGUGAAGCCAGCUGUGGGGGAAUGAAUCCCUGUAUUCUACUCAAAACAAAAUAAUUCACAAAGCUACGAAACUGUGCCUUGUUGUUAUCCCAGUAGUCAAGGUGUUACGACUCACACUAAGAGUAUGCUCUGAUUCAGAAGAUUUCAACUGGACUCUGCCGCCACUCUUCAAUGAUACAACAGUUCUCAUAUAAACAACAGUUGGGCUUCCAUUUCUUUCUCUUUUCUUCUCUCACUCCCCUUCAAUUCAAUCACUUAGUCAGUCAGCCAGCCAUUCAAUUUUUAGUCUAUAUUCGGAAAAACCAAACAAAUGAAUGUGAUAUAUAUGUACAUUUAUAUAUGAUAUGUGUAUAUGAUGUAUAAUAUAUGCGUAGUAUUGUAAUAAUUUUGGAUGUAGUUUAUUUGCAAUUGUGUUUGUACUUCUUCCUUAUUUUUUUUUUAACACAACACCUUCGUUUUCAUUAUUUUCUCCCUGUGUUUGGUUGGUUGGUCGAUUGGUUGUUGUGGCUUAAUGCAUCAUUCAUCCAUUUAUUGGUUCUCCCGUUGGUUGCCUUAAAACAGUUUCUUUGAAAGCAAGAGAUUAGGUUGAACACUGUAAUAUAUAUUAAUAUUACUAGUAUUAUUAUUAUUUCUUCAAUACAAACCUUUUGUCUUCAAAAUACUUUGUCAACUGCUUAUAUAUUUAUUAUUAUGAUGAUUUGUGUAUUUUAUAUAACGUGAAAUCAGGUCCUCUCUGUCUCUCUCUGCCUCUCCGCCGCCCGUUCGUAUUUCAGAGAUGAAACAGUUUUGUUCAUUACACGAUUAUGUUUGUAUUUUGUAAGUAGAUAGGUGCGAUAGAUAAGGAGUAUAUAUUUACGUUUAUAUCAAUGAGACGUAUUCAACACAGUGUCUCCUACUUUAUUUGUUUGUUUGUUGUUGUUUUUUUCUUAAUACUGUACACUUAUAUGCACGAAUGUACUUCAUUCAUCGACUUCUUCAACUUUUUUUUGUCGUGUAUGUUUAGUGAUCAAGGUGAAGGUUGUGGUGGUAUAGUUGUUAGCUCAACAAUUAUGUAGUUAAUAUAUAUGUAUGUAUCUAUAAAGUGAUUUUCAUUCCUCGUAUCUCUUUACUUGACAUGUGACAAUGUAAAAUAAUUAGGAAAUGAAAUGGAGGUAUUUAUAUGCAUACGUGUGUGUCUGACUUUUAAUUUUCCGUUUAUUUAUUUAUUCUGUAUAUGGACGCCUUUCUUAUACUUUCCUACUUUUAUUAUUAUGAUUAUUAUUCCCCUCUUCUACAUGGCGACUUUUCUUCUGUUUUUCUUUUGUAUUUUGUUGUAUAAUAAAUUUAUUUUAGGGUGAAUUGGUUCCCUUUUGAAGCACAAAUAAUGAUAUAAAUAAAUACUAACAAUGGAUAAGUUUGUUUUAUUCUUAUAUUAGGAUUAUUCAUCUCUUGCUAUCUCUGCUAUCAUUCUUUUUUUUCAGUCGGUUCCUAUGGUUGUCCAUAAACAUCAGAAGAUUUUCCGCUUAUACUGCACUUAGUGACCCUAAAAAACAAAUUUUUUGAUUCCCGUUUCGAUUCAACUCGAAGGCGGCGCAUGUCUGGUAGUGUGUGUGUGAUGUCAGAGCAUUAUAUCCAAACCAUCUGUAUUUCCC
Messenger RNA from Trichobilharzia regenti, 3587 nucleotides. NCBI's taxonomy places the organism in Eukaryota, Metazoa, Platyhelminthes, Trematoda, Strigeidida, Schistosomatidae. The record is from the annotation of a GenBank genome assembly.